Dioszegia hungarica is the source of this 1152-nucleotide messenger RNA. RefSeq lists its product as uncharacterized. NCBI's taxonomy places the organism in Eukaryota, Fungi, Basidiomycota, Tremellomycetes, Tremellales, Bulleribasidiaceae. The coding region runs from base 1 to 1152 and encodes 383 amino acids. The record is from RefSeq and is a predicted model, not a curated record. The transcript is spliced from 2 exons.
AUGUCACAGCAACCUCGGCCAACUCGCAUACCCCGCUCAACUUCCACAGCGACUCUCUCGCGAGCUCCAUCCUCGGCUACACUCAUCCCGUCAGCGCGACUCGCCGUCAAUCAACCUUUGAGAGCCACCGGGUCCAGCAUCCCCUUACCCAAGAGCCGCAUCGCCGCUGUCAAAAGCACGGCGACUCUGCGGCAGCCCUCUUCCCAUUUAUCACUUCGUCCCCCUCGUACCGUACGACAAGCCCUUGAGGGUAAAGUCGAACCAUCAAAACCGAUACCUACGAUCAGGCGGAUCUCGUCCACCAAUUUUAAGGAGAACUUCUUCGCUCCCCCACCCCCAAUUCAACCUGCUAAGACCGUCCCCGCCCCUGCUCGCGGCGAGAAGGGGACCCUACUUGUCCGGAAGCGAAGCCAGCUGCUCCCCCAGCGGGCUACAGCUCCCCGACGCAGCCUGCUGAACGUCGCCCCCGAUAGCAAGCGGGACGCGAAACCCUCCUUUGGGGCCAAACAACUUUCGUUGCGCGUUGUAACCCAAAGACCAGAGACGCGGCUCGUACAGGUGCCUCCCGCCCCGUCUCCUCUCACAAACGAAGCGCCAACUCCCUCUCCGCUCCCACCCACCCCCUCUCCCCUCCCAUCAACCUCCUUCUCCGCGUCCUCCCUUCGCAAAUCACAUCGUACCUCCCUUCACUCUUCCCUCCGACCCGGUCCACUCCCCUUCCACCUGGGCGCCAGUCCCUGGAACGGACCUCGAACCAGUAUCGACCAAAUCAAAGAUACCGAAUACAGCUUCACCGAGGAUGACUCGGUCGGUAACUUAGCUAUUCCUGGCAUACCCGCCUUCGCGACACCCGGCAAGGCGUCAGUGUCCGAGGUGUUCAGGGAAAAGGAGCGUGAGAUUGAGCGGCUCAAGACGGAGCUGAGCGAGGAGCGAGAAGCCGCGAGCAGGAUGGAAAGGGAGGUGACGGAGAGGGAAUUGGCGGGAAAGCUGGGACAUGAGGUAGAGAAGGCAAAGGCGGAGCGGAUGAUAGCGGAGAUGCGUCGAAUGAGAUUGGCGGACAGGUUUUUGGCGGUAGAGCGGGCGGCGGCAGAGGCGUUGGAGGAGAUAGCGGCCAAGCGGGAAGUUAUACGUCAGCUUCGAGCGAUGUUGUAG